AUGGAAGUCGGAUUGCUAUGGCUACCUUCAGAUCCAAUGUCGAGAGUAGCUACAGAUGCAGUACUUUGCAAAAAGAUAUUCACCGCACUCUCGUAUGUUCCCCCCUAUUACUCUGUAACCCGGGGUCUCCUGUACAACUGUCUGGUGUUGACCAAUGCGUCUCUUUCUCCCUUCGUGGUGUGUAUGUUUCGGCGGAGGAUCCCAGUUCCCUUGCCCAUAAAAUCAUUAACUCUGCGCCUGGUGGCCCGGGAUCCACGCGUUGUGGGAUCCUCGUCCGGUAUAAUGUUGAGAUUCACCUCUAUUCUCGCGAAAUUGGCAGAAAUCAUUGCCCGUGACGUCAAGGACCUGGCUUCCUUUUCACUGCACAUAGACACUCGCGAGGUUACGGCUGAGUUCUAUAGCUAUGAAUACGCCGAUAUUGAUGCCGCAUUCAGUUACCACGCCCUUGUCCGCCUUUUAGACGCUAUCCCUCCGACCUGUACUAACCUCGAGCUCGAUACUGGGGGCAUUGAAAUGUAUCAAGACGGUGGGCAUUUAUGCGGACAUAUUGCCAGAGUGAUGCCUCAUCUUCGGCAUGUCCGCUUGCGGUUAGGGAGGCUCUGCUCAAAUUUCAUUGACAUCUUUGACGCGGGCAACCUCACCCUCGGUUUACCUGCAUGCCCAAACCUCCGUUGCCUCGUGAUCAAUUCCGAAUAUUUGAGUUGGAGCAACAUCCUCUAUGAAGGCAUGCCCUCAGGCGUAUCAUAA
Molecule: messenger RNA, 747 nt
Organism: Coccidioides immitis RS
Lineage: Eukaryota; Fungi; Ascomycota; Eurotiomycetes; Onygenales; Onygenaceae
Exons: 2
Coding region: 1-747 (248 amino acids)
Source: RefSeq, a predicted model, not a curated record